This is a messenger RNA of Owenia fusiformis, 374 nucleotides long. The record is from the annotation of a GenBank genome assembly. Lineage: Eukaryota; Metazoa; Annelida; Polychaeta; Sabellida; Oweniidae.
CUGAUCCGUAUGGCCUGUUUGAGUUAUCUGAUCCGGUUUGCAAUCAAAUGAGUUCCGAAUUGAGAUGUACUUUCUAUGUGAGGGUUGCUGGUGUUUUAAAUUAUGAGUUUGUCAACACCAUUAACUUACUCUCCCAUAUCAGAGACGAAGGCGGAGCCGAGGUUAAACAAGCCAUCGAAGUCAAAAUUAAAGAUAUAAAUGAUCGACCAAAGGAUAUCUUACUCUCCGGGAGUACAUAUACCACUGUCUUCAUUGACCAGAAUACAACAUGGAAAGAUACAAUUGCAAUGUUAUCUACUGUCGACGAUGAUAUUGGACAGAGAUACAAAUACAUGAUAAUACGAGGAGCUGGGAAUUUAUUUAUUCUGGAUGGC